GGAAUAAUUACUGCAGAUAAAAGCGUAGACCCUUUUAUUAGUACUAUAUAUAAAAUGCUAAUUAUAGUUAGUAGGAUACUAAUCCUAACGCAUUUUUGGGUGGUGCGAAAGUUGAAAAAAGCAAUCCUACUUAGUAUUUUUUACUGCACUAUAUAUUAUAUUAGGUCCCUUAAUAGGCAGAAAGAAGUUUUGUUUAUAGGGUGUGAUUUAGCUCUAAUAGCUAAUUUAAUUGCAAUUAACGAGGAAGGAAAAGAGUAG
This is a messenger RNA of Cucurbitaria berberidis CBS 394.84, 258 nucleotides long. RefSeq lists its product as uncharacterized. The transcript is spliced from 2 exons. The annotation marks the transcript as partial. The record is from RefSeq and is a predicted model, not a curated record. NCBI's taxonomy places the organism in Eukaryota, Fungi, Ascomycota, Dothideomycetes, Pleosporales, Cucurbitariaceae.